AUAUCCACUCUCAAAUUAAUUCAGAGUCUCAUCUCACAUAUAUCCUCAGAACAUAACUAAGCUUCUCAUUAAUUUUCAAAGCUCAAAAAAAUGUCAACUACAAUUGAAAUCCCAGAGUCAAGUACUAAAGUUGCCAAGGGAAAAGGUGUUGUAGUUGUUGCACCAGCAAGGCCAGGAGGAUGGAAGAAAGGGGUGGCAAUAAUGGAUUUCAUUCUAAGGUUAGGUGCUAUUGCUGCGGCUCUUGGUGCUGCUGCCACUAUGGGAACAAGUGAUCAAACACUCCCUUUCUUCACUCAGUUCUUUCAGUUUGAGGCUAGUUAUGAUAGCUUCACUACUUUUCAGUUUUUCGUUAUUACAAUGGCUCUAGUGGGUGGCUACCUUGUGCUAUCCCUACCUUUCUCUAUUGUAGCCAUCGUUCGCCCUCAUGCAGUUGGACCACGGCUUUCCCUCAUCAUCUUAGACACUGUGUUUCUUACUCUAGCCACUGCUGGUGGUGCUUCAGCUGCUGCCAUAGUUUACUUGGCACACAACGGGGAUCAGGACACGAACUGGUUAGCCAUAUGCAACCAAUUUGGUGACUUCUGUGCGCAGACCAGUGCAGCAGUUGUCUCAUCCUUGGUUGCUGUGCUUGUCUUAGUAUUGCUGAUUGUCAUGUCUGCUUUGGCUAUUGGGAAGCCUUGAAAAUUAUUAACAUGCAUACGGGGCCUUAAUUAAUUAAGUUAUAUGUACUAUUACAAUUAUCAUAUAUCGUGCAUGUUUAUAUUCUGUUUUGCAAGUUUUUCUUAGCUUGUGAGGUUUUAAUUUCCUUGAAGUAAUUAAUGAUGUGCCGAAUUGAUGAUUACUUGUAUAAAUUUGGUCAGGUGUUAUUGCGUAUGGAAUAUUUUAAUUACACUCUGAUAUAUAUACAUGUUUGAAGCUUUGAUGUGCUUA
Molecule: messenger RNA, 930 nt
Organism: Glycine soja
Lineage: Eukaryota; Viridiplantae; Streptophyta; Magnoliopsida; Fabales; Fabaceae
Product: casparian strip membrane protein 1-like
Exons: 3
Coding region: 91-681 (196 amino acids)
Source: RefSeq, a predicted model, not a curated record